UGGUCCGUCCCGGACGACUUGCAAAACACUUUCAUACCUCCAAACCAAUUCAAUACACCUGAUAUGGUAUGCCAUCUCGGUGCCAAGCCGGCGGGUGCGGCUGCUCCCGUGAAGGGUGGCGACGUAAUCGAAGUACAGUGGACGCCGUGGCCGGCGUCGCACAAGGGGCCGGUUCUCGACUAUCUGGCGAACUGCAACGGGCCCUGCGAAACCGUCGACAAGACCAAGCUGAAGUUCUUCAAGAUUGGCGAAGCUGGGUGGAUAGACAAGGCGAGCGACCUGUGGGCGGCUAAUGUGCUGGCCAACAACAAUAACAGCUGGUUCGUCCGCAUUCCGGAGGACAUCGCCCCGGGGAAUUACGUCCUGCGCCAUGAGAUUAUCGCGCUGCACGCCGCCGGCAAUCCCAAUGGCGCUCAGAGUUAUCCAUUCUGCUUCAACCUCGCCAUCGACAGCAAGGGCACCGCGAACCCGGCCGGCAUCCCCGUCACCGAGUUCUACAAGGCCAACGACCCCGGCAUCAAGUUCGACCUAUUUUCGCAUCCGACGGCCUACGUGAUUCCUGGCGUAAGUCGGAUCCGAAACUUUUUUCCUUGCUUUUCUAUUAUUAGCAGCCCCUUGCGUCGCAUCGAAGCUAAAACGUUUUAUAGCCGCCUCUUUACAGCGGUGCGCUCCCUGUCAGCCAGACGAAGCCCGGCCCUAUUACUGCCACGGCUACUGGUGUUCAUGCGUAUACUGCGCCCGCGCAUAUCAGAGCACCAGUCGUGCCGACACCGCCACCGCUGUCCAUCAUACCAACUACACUGGCACUUUCGGCAAGAGCUGCAUCCCCAGUAGUGCCGCAAGCGACACAAGCAUUGUAAAGAUCCCCCAAGUUGAAGUGAAGUGAGCAUGUAGCAUUCCUUUCAAUGUUGGUGCGAUCGGACAAUGGAUAGCCGGCGGGGGGGCGUUUUGUCCUUAUAGGGUCAACAAGAUUAUUAUUAUGUAGGCUAUCUGGCGAUCAAAUACCAAGACCGAUUUAACUAAACUAUAAAGAAUUAUCUGCAGUACCAAU
Molecule: messenger RNA, 1051 nt
Organism: Daldinia caldariorum
Lineage: Eukaryota; Fungi; Ascomycota; Sordariomycetes; Xylariales; Hypoxylaceae
Product: glycosyl hydrolase family 61-domain-containing protein
Exons: 3
Coding region: 64-834 (256 amino acids)
Source: RefSeq, a predicted model, not a curated record